CCAACGCCGGGGCCUGUUUUCCUAAGCAAGAUCCCGAGCGUGGUGGCAGUCACAUGAUCUCGACAGAUGACUUGGAGUAUCCACGAGAGUACCGGACGCUGGGGAACAGCGCCCGACGCUUCUCCAAUGUGGGCCUCGUGCACACAUCGGAGCACCGUCACACAGUCAGCGCCGCCCAGAGUCUGGAGGCGCUGACCAACCUGCACAAGGCCGACAUGGAACGCAAGAGGGAUGCCUUCAUGGACCACCUGAAGAGCAAGUACCAGCAGCAGCAACAGCUGCAGCAUCCGCACCACAGCCCGCACCACAACCCACCAUCGCCCUCCCCCUCCCACGCCAGCAUGAGGGGUACAUCAGAGCGGUCAGCACGAGAACAGCAACAGCCCAACUACUGGAGCUUUAAGAGCCGCAGUCCACGGCAUUCCCAGUCUACCCAGUCUGGGCUUGCCGACCAGGCCGCCAAGCUCUCCUUUGCAUCCGCUGAAUCCCUGGAGACCAUGUCAGAAGCCGACAUGCCCAUUGGGUUCAACCGGAUGAACCGAUUUCGCCAGAGCCUGCCGCUGUCCCGCUCUGCCAGCCAGAAUAAGCUACGAUCUCCAGAUGAAUUUUCAGGCGUACUGUUCCUGCAGUAUGGAGAUGAGACACGUCGGGUUCACAUCACCCACGAGCUGAGCAGCCUGGACACGCUGCACGCUCUCAUCGUGCACAUGUUCCCUCAGAAGUUGACAGCAGGUAUGCUGAAGUCACCCAACACGGCCAUCUUGAUCAAAGACGAGGCGCGCAACGUCUUCUACGAGCUGGAGGACGUCCGGGACAUCCAGGACCGCAGCAUCAUCAAGAUUUACCGCAAAGAGCCCAUCUACGCCUCCUACCCUGCUGCUGCACACCUGGCUAACGGAGACCUGAGGAGGGAGAUGGUGUACUCCUCUCGCGACUCCUCCCCAACUCGCCGCCUCAACACCCUACCCUCUUCUACAGCCUCGGGGUCCUCUGGCUCUCCAUCCCGCUCACGCCUCUCCUACAGUGGCGGCCGUCCUCCCUCCUUCACUGGGUCCCAUUCCCAGCAUGACCAGCCCCGACAUCCCCAUCAUCCUUCAGCCGGCCAUGGUGCCAACGCAGGCCUGUCUCCUUCGCCUAGCGCCAUCCUGGAGCGCCGCGACGUGAAGCCUGAUGAAGAAGUUUCUGCAAAAAAUAUGGCCCUGAUGAAGAAUGAGUCGCUGUACGCAGAUCCCUACAGCCUGAUGCACGAGGGCCGCCUCAGCAUCGCCUCCACCCAGUCGUUAGCUGCCAUCGGAGACCCCUUUAGUUUCCCCGUUUCCAGUGGCCUGUACCGCCGUGGUUCUGUGCGCUCUCUCAGCACCUACUCAGCUGCUGCUCUUCAAGGAGACCUGGAGGACUCCCUCUACAAGCCUGGAAAUUCGCUCUACUCUGACACAUACUCCUCAGCCACAUUGGGCAUGGGUUUUCGCAUGCCACCCUCAUCCCCGCAGAAAAUCCCUGAUAUGCAGCUGAGAGACAGGGACUCCUAUUCCAGCUCACCCAGCAGAGCUUCGCCUGUCAGGCAGACCUUCCGCAAAGACUCCGCCUCAUCCUCGGUGUUUGUGGAGAGCCCAAAAUCGCGGCCCAGCUCCAGUUCAGAGCCUCUGUGUCUGACAGCUGGGCCUGGGGAGGGCGGCAGGGCCACGCCCGGCUUUGGGUCUUCAUUGACUGGACAGGACUCUGACAGCAGCAGGGAUCAUCGCCUGGAGCGCAUGGAGGCGAUGGAGAAGCAGAUCGCCAGCCUUACUGGCCUGGUCCAGAGUGUGCUGACCAGAGCACCAGACAGUGACAGCACAUGCGGCCUGCUGCGUCUCUGCAUGAUGGCGGGCUGCCCUCCGGACCAAGGGACGGAGUUCUCACGGCCAUUACCUUUCUCUUCCAGUGACAAGACCGAAACCAACAGCGACGGCUCCGCCACUGGAACUGGACGGCUGAAGAAGAAAGCUCAUACACCGUCUGCACCUCUUGCGCUGAUGCCGCCGCCACCUUCCAACACAAGCCAGGUGAACAGCGUGGGCCGUUUGCAGAUGCAGCUCCACCUUCAUGGCCUGCAGCAGAACGCCACAGACCUGCGCAAACAGCUCAGCCAGCUACGCAAGAUACAGAUGGAGAACCAGGAUUCAGUGCGAACUCUGUUGAAGCGGACAGAAGCGGAGCUUAGUGUGCGCGUGGCCGACGCCCUGAGGAAGCAGGAAGAUCCUCUGCAGAGACAGCGCCUCCUGGUGGAGGAGGAGAGACUCAAAUACCUCAAUGAGGAGGAGCUCAUCAUCCAGCAGCUCCACGACCUGGAGAAGUCAGUGGAGGAGAUCCAGAAGGAGUCGUCUGUCAACCACAAGCUGGUGACAGUGCAGGAGCUGGAGGAGAAGGCCACUGUUCUGAGAAAGCUGGGAGAGACACUCACAGAGCUGAAAAAUCAGUUCCCAGGUCUGCAGAGUAAGAUGCGGGUGGUGCUUAGGGUGGAGGUGGAGGCUGUCAAGUUCCUGAAAGAAGAGCCACACAGGCUUGAUGCCCUGUUAAAACGCUGCAAGACUAUAACUGACACCCUCGCCACUAUGCGCAAACAAGCCAAUGAGGGGGUGUGGAAGAAGCAGGAGGACUUCUCGAAUCCUUCAUCAAAGCACAACGACGAGUUGCGAAAGUUUUCAGACUUUGACAUCCCCACCAGCCCGCCACUCACUAUCAAUGACCUUGGGGUAGGCAACAGCCUGUCAAAUUGGAGCCCUCACACCAGCCUCAGCCGUGGCCACGGAAACAUGUCCAGCCCUCACAAGGACAAUCAUCCUCCUGUUCCCCACAAGGGCAAAGCCCUGGAGGAGCUCGAACGCCGUGCUUUAGCUGACAAAGCUUUGUCCGUGGAGGUCCGACUGGCUGCAGAGCGGGACUGGGAGGAGAAGCGUGCCAGUCUGACCCAGUACAGCGCCCAGGACAUCAACCGGUUGCUGGAGGAGACCCAGGCUGAGCUAAUGAAGGCUAUUCCAGAUUUGGACUUUGCUGCCAAGCAGAUCAAGCCCUCCUCCAACACACCAACCUCCCUGAACCCCCAAAGUGGGGCAGGAACCCCAGAGAACCGCGCCAGCAAGCCCCAGCACAAGCUGUCUGGCAAAGAAGGAGGAUCCAGGCGUGGCUCUGAUGAGCUAACAGUACCACGGUAUCGCACAGAGAAGCCCUCCAAGUCUCCUCCUCCUCCACCACCCAGACGCAGUUUCCCGUCAUCUCCAGGCAUAACCAGCCGCAGCGGAGAGCCCCUCAUUCCUGGAAAAAGUAUAAAGAAGUCUGAAUCUGAAGAGACUGAAGGCCAGAAGCCUCAUGUAAAACUGAGGAGGGCCGUGUCUGAAAACCCCCGUCCUGCGUCUACACCCCCAACACUUGCGUCCGGGGACAAGGAGGAGGGAGAGGAGGAGAAAAUUGCUGCUGAGUUGGAGGGAAGCCGUUUGUCUCCUGUCCCCCACAUCGUGUUGACAGAGUAUUUUCCAGCUUCACCCACUGCCUCAGAAGAUCCUGUCAGAGAUUCAGGAAAUGACCCAGUGGAUGAGAGUCCAUCACAAGAUUGGACUGCUCAUCACGCUGUCCACCAGACUCAAAUUAAAAAAGAAAGAGAUCCAGUUGGAAGUCCUCCACAGCGAGGUCAAGAGCAGUGUUCUUUUAAAGAUAUGGAGUUAAAACAAGAGGUUGCCCUGUUGUUGACAGAGCUGGAGGUGAGGGUGGUGUCUCCUGUUGAGGUCCAGGAGCUCAACAGGAAUAUAGGAGAAGCCCUGCAGACUCUGAUUAUCACACCACUGACUAAUGAAGUCCCAGAGGUCCAGCUGAGUGUCCGGCCUCUCCUAGUACUCUUCAGAGGGUUAAAAACAGUCAGCGAUGUCUACAGGCUGCUGCAUUCCCUUUUGGAGUCAUCCAAGCCGGUGCCCAAACCCAGAAUAAAAUCCUCCCGCCACUUGAGGCAGCAGAGCUCUCUGGUGGAGGCUCUGAGAAGAGGGAUAGAGACAGGGGAUAGAGUGCUGACACUUCAGCACAACACUGAAAUUAAGAUUCCUGAGGUACAGCAGACAUCAGUAAAGGUUACUCUUGAGUCCAGUGGGUCAGCUAGCUCUGUGGACAGUCUAUCCAAGGAGAGCCAGAGGACAAUGAGAGAAGAUAUCAAAAGCAGCACCUACAGGAGGCUGGACAGCUUGGAGGAGACAAUUCGUGAGCUGGAGAACACCUUGAUAGAGAUCAGUGGCCAUCCAUCCUCAGAGCCGCUCUGCGCUGAGGCAACCAACAAAAGCACACCUGUACAGAUGACAGGCAGCCCGACAUCAGAGACGAAGAAGCCACCGGUCCCACCCAAGCCGGCCUCUUUCAGCCCAGCAUCGAUCCAGGGAGGGAACAGUUCAAGCAUUGGUAAGGUCCUCCACUCCUCUGCUGCCUCCAAACUGAAGCACCUGCAGCAGAACAGCACAGAUAAGACUAAAAGUAGCAGAAGAGAGGACUUUCUGAAGAGCCAGGGCCAGCAACAGCAGUGAGCGACCUGUCCGUGUCCAGCCUCUUCAGCUUCCUCCUCCUCCUGUUCACGUGACUAGAGAGCCACAUACAUACAUCCGCC
Messenger RNA from Plectropomus leopardus (leopard coralgrouper), 4618 nucleotides. The record is from RefSeq and is a predicted model, not a curated record. NCBI's taxonomy places the organism in Eukaryota, Metazoa, Chordata, Actinopteri, Perciformes, Serranidae.